This is a messenger RNA of Sebastes umbrosus (honeycomb rockfish), 3046 nucleotides long. It is a transcript of the gene mcm6, whose product is annotated as minichromosome maintenance complex component 6. Gene Ontology annotation, cellular component: nucleus; MCM complex. The record is from RefSeq and is a predicted model, not a curated record. Gene Ontology annotation, biological process: double-strand break repair via break-induced replication; mitotic DNA replication; DNA replication initiation. The transcript is spliced from 18 exons. Gene Ontology annotation, molecular function: single-stranded 3'-5' DNA helicase activity; ATP binding; single-stranded DNA binding. NCBI's taxonomy places the organism in Eukaryota, Metazoa, Chordata, Actinopteri, Perciformes, Sebastidae. Bases 148 to 2652 code for a protein of 834 amino acids.
CGUGUCUCUCUUUUUCGCGCGAAACUGACUCUCUCUGUUGUCGGUGGACUGUAGCGUGCUGCUGUGAGUCUGUUCUGAGAGGAGCGGUACGGCUCGGUCUGGGUUUGUUUUUGCACAAGUUUUUGAACUUUGUAUUCCAGUUUCAACAUGGACGUUGCCACAGCAACCGCGGAGAAUGCUGGAGAGAUGGUGAAGGACGAGUUGGCUGAAAAAUGUCAGAAGUUAUUCCAGGCUUUCUUGGAGGAGUUCCAGACCGGUGAUGGGGAGGUGAAGUAUGUCCGGGAGGCUGAGGAGCUGAUCCGGCCUGAGAGGAACACCCUGCUGGUGAGCUUCACAGACCUGGAGGGCUUCAACCAGGAGCUGGCUACCACCAUCCAGGAGGAGUACUACAGAGUCUACCCCUUCCUGUGUCGGGCAGUGCGCAACUUUGCUCGGGACCAUGGGAAUGUUCCUCUCAACAAAGAGUUCUACGUAGCCCUGGAGGAUCUGCCCACCAGACACAAGAUCCGUGAGCUGUCAUCCAUGCGUAUUGGCACCCUGGUGAGGAUCAGUGGUCAGGUGGUGAGGACACACCCGGUACACCCUGAACUGGUGAGUGGCACCUUCCUGUGCAUGGACUGCCAGGCGCUGAUCAAAGACGUCCCUCAGCAGUUCAAAUACUCGCCACCGACCAUCUGCAGAAACCCCGUCUGCAACAACCGCUCCCGCUUCCACCUCGACACGCACAAAUCCAAGUUCGUCGACUUCCAGAAGGUGCGUAUCCAGGAGACGCAGGCGGAGCUGCCUCGCGGUUCGAUCCCACGCUCCCUGGAGGUCGUCCUGAGGGCCGAGGCGGUGGAGACGGCUCAGGCCGGAGACCGCUGUGACUUCACCGGGUCCCUCAUUGUCGUGCCGGACGUCUCUCAGCUCAGCACUCCCGGUGUGCGAGCAGAGACCAGCACCCGUGUAACUGGAGGACCCCAGGGCUUUGACACUGACGGUCUGAGAGGACUGAAAGCUCUGGGAGUCAGAGAGCUUUCAUACAGACUGGCCUUCCUGGCCUGCAACGUGGCCCCGACCAACCCACGAUUUGGCGGUAAGGAGCUGAGGGAUGAGGAGCAGACGGCAGAAAGCAUCAAGAGCCAGAUGACGGAGAAGGAGUGGGAGAAAGUGUUUGAGAUGAGCCAGGACAAGAACUUGUACCACAACCUGUGCACCAGCCUCUUCCCCACCAUCCACGGCAACGACGAGGUGAAGCGCGGCAUCCUGCUGAUGCUGUUCGGAGGCGUUCCCAAAACCACCAUGGAGAGGACCUCGCUGAGGGGAGACGUCAACGUCUGCAUCGUCGGAGACCCCAGUACCGCCAAGAGCCAGUUCCUCAAGCACGUGGAGGAGUUCAGCCCCAGAGCGGUGUACACCAGCGGCAAGGCCAGCACCGCUGCAGGUCUGACGGCAGCCGUGGUCCGAGACGAGGAGUCCCACGAGUUCGUCAUCGAGGCUGGAGCUCUGAUGCUGGCUGACAACGGCGUGUGCUGCAUUGAUGAGUUUGACAAGAUGGACAUCAAGGACCAGGUGGCCAUCCAUGAAGCCAUGGAACAGCAGACCAUCAGCAUCACCAAGGCUGGAGUCAAGGCCACCCUGAAUGCUCGCACCUCCAUCCUGGCUGCCGCCAACCCCGUCGGUGGACGCUACGACCGCAGCAAGAGCCUGAAGCAGAACGUCAACCUGAGCGCCCCCAUCAUGAGCCGCUUCGACCUCUUCUUCAUCCUGGUGGAUGACUGCAAUGAGGUGACGGACUACGCCAUCGCCAGACGCAUCGUGGACCUGCACUCCCGCUUGGAAGAGUCUGUAGACAGACUGUACUCUCUGGACGAGAUCCGCAGAUACCUUCUCUUUGCGAGGCAGUUCAAACCCAAGAUCUCCAGCGAAUCCGAAGAGUUCAUCGUCGAGCAGUACAAGCGCCUCCGACAGCGCGACGGCUCCGGGGGUGUGACCAAGUCGGCCUGGAGAAUAACGGUGCGACAGCUGGAGAGCAUGAUCCGCCUCUCGGAGGGCAUGGCGCGCAUGCACUGCUGCGACGAGGUGCAGCCUAAACAUGUGAAGGAAGCCUUCCGUCUUCUGAACAAAUCCAUCAUCAGAGUGGAGACGCCCGACAUCAACCUGGAGCAGGACGACGAACUGGAGGAAGACGAGCAGCAGCAGGAGGAGGAGGAUGGAAACGCCGUCCCCAACGGAGUGAAUGCCGUAAACGGCCAUGAGGAAGGUGUUAACGGGCUCGCCAAUGGAAUUAACGGACAUGUCAACGGCGUGAACGGCCACGCGGAGACCGGCAGCCAGCCCAAACCGUCUCUCCGCCUGUCCUUCCCCGAGUACAGACGCAUCUCCAACCUGCUGGUCCUGCAUUUGCGCCGGGCGGAGGAAGCCGAGGAAGAGGAGGAGCUGAAGAAGAGUGCGGUGGUGAACUGGUACCUGAAGGAGAUCGAGUCAGAGAUCGACUCCGAGGAGGAGCUCGUCAAUAAGAAGGGUCUGAUAGAGAAGGUCCUCCACAGGCUGGUGCACUAUGAUCACAUCCUCAUCGAGCUGUCUCAGUCGGGGCUGAAGGGCUCAGAAUCCGCGAGCACAGAAGAGGAAGUCGUUCUGGUCGUCAACCCCAACUACAAUCUGGACGAUUAAACUCCUCCGGCUUCCACGAUUUGUUGAUUAUUAAACCUCAACAAUAAUGUUCAAGAUGUUUUUGAAUGCUCAUAUGUAAUAACACAUACAUAGCAGUAGCAUUGGAGAUGUUAUUGGACGUGUACUGUACAGACGAUUCUGGGGCUCUUUAAGAUAAAAAGAAAGACGUUUCUUAGUCAGACUUUUGUAAAUAUGCUGCUUUCUAUCCUGUUUGCUGUCUGUUUGGCUCUCAGUCAAGGGAACUGCCCUGAAUUGUGUAAUUGUUUAUCCAUAACUGUAUAUUUGAGGCUUUACUUACCUCCAUGGUUUUCAAGUUAUAUGUCUUUUUUGUAAAAGUAUGACAUGAAGUGAGUGGAAAUGUUGGUUAAAUAAAUAAAAAUGUUGACAAACACAA